AUGUCAACGCAGCUCUUCUUGACAUCUUCAAGGCCUUUGGAACAGGUUCCUCUUGCCACUAGGAUUGCAGUGGUUAAUUUCAUCACUCUUGUCUUCACCCAAACAGCUCGGGUUCCCACCGAAGAGGGUACCUCCGUGGAGGUCUGCGUGUUACUGGCCAAGGUUUUGGUCGGACCCUCUUCCGAAGUGAAUUCCCUGCUCCGUCGGAAAAGUUACAAGAUUCUGUCCAAGGUCAUCAAGUACGGUAUCAAGGAGUUCGCAGUCAACGAUUACAACAUGGUGACCGAAGGUCUACAACGUGGGUUACUCGACCGGAAUAGGACCACAAGGCUGAGCGCAGGAAAUGCCGUCGCAGAAUUGAUCAAGGUUUACAUGAUUAUCCCAGAAGAACAAGCAAAAGUCCACUCCUUGUUCUUUCACUUUAAUAGAAUACUUGAGUCAAACAUCUGGGAUGGAGUCAAGGAGACGAUGUUGAUUACGAUCGGUUUGAUUGGCAAACACGCGAAUGGUGAUAUUCUACGAGAGGUUGUAUUUUCCCUAAUAUUGCAACUUGGAGAGCCCAAUCCUUCAAUAAAAGCAGUCGCGUACACACAGCUAUCUAAACUGGCGAGGCAUCACAAAAAGCCACCGUACGCACUGGUUUUACCCUUCUUCCCGCGCGUUGCCCCGCAUAUUGUUCUGCGGAAGUGCACCAGACCGACUCUGCUUGCGGAAACAUGUCAAUUUCUCUCCGUGCGUCCUAGGGAUUUCCUAUCUGUGACACUUCCUUGGACCCUCCCUUUUGUUUUUGCCAAUUGCGACAACAGAGUCCUUGAAGAGAUCUCCACUGAACUUGAGAAAACACCAGCAUCUUUUUUCAUCAGUCACUCGCAUGAUAUUCUCUCUUUUGUCUUUAGGCUCCAGGGUCCGGGGGAAACCAGGAAGGCCCUAACCUUCAUCGUGAAUGUCGUCGCUCCUGAAAGUACCAUGGUUGACAUUAAAUCCAUUGUCGGGAGUUGUCUAGUAGCUCUUCUUGCAGAACUCGUUGUGGUUUUGGGUGACGAGAAUGAAGAACACGCGGUUAGCCUUUUCGCCUCCGAUGCGCUGAGAAAGGUUGCGCGUAUUUUGAGCACGGAAGGCAAAUCCGAUUCUGAUCCAGCACCACUCCUCAAGAAGCAUAUGCUCGGUAUUGUGUGUUACAUUAACGAUAAGUUGCAAGAUGUACGUGGAAAGCAGCCGAUGAUGUCCAAAACCCGAAUUAUUCGUGGGAUGGCGGCCUUCAUUAGGCGCAUAGGGGACGGUGUGCAUAGUGUUGCCCCACAGGUGAUAAUGGCGACUCUGCAAACAAUGUUCACAAUUCCAGAGCUCUCCGAAGUCGCGCUGUCUACGUGGUAUACAUUUUUAACGACGAUAGCCCCCCAAGAUCUUGGUCCGCAUGUCGGAGCCACUAGUGCAUCCUUGGUAUCUUCAUGGGAGCGGCUCUCUUCAACAAGCCGUGAACUUGCAAAACGGUGCCUUGACUACAUAGUUUUUGAGGCCGAGCACAUAUCCGAGGAUUACUUAGACGAGAUAGCGGAUUUGAGUGACCUACCGGAGUUGCAUGACACAGAUCUCGAGAUCAAGCGGCGUCGCGCUAAUCGUAACCCUCGGCAACAGCUCUUGAUUAUACUCGAACGCUCAAGCAGUGACAAUCACGCGGUCGCUCUACGUUCCCUUGCAGAGCUCAGGACCUUCAUGUUUUCUACUUACCCAGACUUCACCCGCGGCCUAGCAUCCGGAGAUGCAUUCGAUCCACUAGUAGGGACGAUUCAGUCGACGCUGCUGCACAUUGCUUCACGAGAUGGGGAUAGCAACGAAGAUCUUCGACUGCUGACUUAUGAAUGUAUUGGUAUCCUAGGUGCAGUCGAUCCAGAUCGCUGCGAAAUUGAUCAGCACGAUUCGAGAAUGGUCGUGCGCAGCAAUUUCACUGACGAGGCGGAGUCCGUGUUAUUCGCAAUGCACCUCAUCAAGGACGUUCUGGUUGGCGCGUUCAGGUCUACUAGCGAUAUCAAGUAUCAAGCAAAUCUCGCGUACACCAUCCAGGAACUCUUGCGAUUCUGCAACUUUACUCCUGCCCUCGUAACUUCCAGGAACACGACUUCCGUCCCUGUCAAAGUGAGAAAUAGAUGGAAUAACCUUCCAAAGCACGUUUUAGAGACUAUCACACCUCUUCUUGAAGGUCGAUUCACCGCCCCAAGCAAGAUACCCGUAGUUACGCAACACCCCAUCUAUCCUGAGCAGGAUACGUAUCGAGAGUGGCUCCAAUUGUGGACGACGCAUCUUAUCACGCGAGCUUCUGGAGAUACUGCCCGACGGAUUUUCGGCGUAUUUCGGACGGCAAUACGAUACAAAGAUGUUGAAGUGGCUCAUCACCUCUUGCCCCAUGUCGUUCUCAAUAUUCUUUUGUCGGGCGACGGGAAAGACGCCCAAGAUAUCCGUGCUGAACUUUUGGUUGUGCUUGAAGACCAAGUCAACAGUGGGAGUUCGAGCAGCGCCGACAAGAAGCUGCUUAGUGCUCAGGUUGUAUUCAUGCUCCUCGACCAUUUGAGCAAAUAUGUCCGGAUUCUCCGGCAAGAUAUUAGUUCUAGGAAAGCAGAGAGUAGCAAACGUUCUAGAACUCAUCAUGCGCUAGCAGAAAGUGAAGAACAACUCGUUCGAGUGGAUUCCCUUCUUUCUAGCAUCAACCACGAUCUCAUGGCCAAAGCUGCACUGCAGUGUAAAGCAUACGCGAGGUCACUCAUGAACUUCGAGAAACAGAUUAUUACCCUCCAGGAGCGAGAUCGACCUGCCUCGCAGAGAGAUUUAACGCCUUUUUACGAGCGGCUACACGAGAUAUAUGCCUAUCUUGAUGAACCCGACGGUAUGGAAGGCAUAUCUACGCUCAUCCUCUCACCCUCCCUCGAGCAUCAAAUCCGGCAGCACGAAAGCACUGGACGGUGGACAGCCGCUCAGAGUUGCUGGGAAGUCAGGCUACAGCAGUCUCCCGACAACUUGGAUUUUCAUUUGGGACUGUUACGCUGCUUGCGUAAUCUCGGACACUAUGACACUCUUAGAACACAUGUCCGUGGGGUGUUAGUCCGAAACCCCAGCUGGGAAUCUGCUCUAGCGAGUUUCCAAGCGGAAAGUGCAUGGAUGAUAGGUGCCUGGGACGACCUACAGCGGAUCACGGAAACGAACGAGCUAAACUCACCGUCCGUCAUGAAAGCGCGUGUGCUAUUAGCAAUGCAUUCAGGAGAGCAUUCGCAGAUUGCCACGGCACUCUCAAGGGCACGGAGUGUUUUGGGCUCUCCGAUUUCCGCUUCUGGCACUAAAGGUUACCGACGUUCAUACGAUGCAGUGCUAGACCUCCAUGCAAUCCACGAAUUGGAGAUGAUCUAUCGAACAGUUUCGGGAAACUCCACGGAGGCAAAAGCACUCCGAAUGACUCUAAGUGCUCGUUUAGAUCUCACACUCCCCAAUUUCCGGGUCCGAGAGUCUGUUCUCAGCAUGCGCCGCGUUGCAUUCUGUUUGAGGGCUGGUUCCAACGCAUCUAUAAGCAAAGAAAUAGGACGUACAUGGCUCACAAGUGCCAAAAUUGCCCGGACAGCCAAGCAAUGGCAAACGGCUUACAGUGCAACGCUGCAGGCCCAGCAAGGAGGCGCACCUUUCUAUUUUAUGGAAAGCGCCAAGUUAUUGAAAGCCACUGGGGAGCCAUUACGCGCUCUUCAAGAACUGGAGAACUCGAUGCAUCUCAGUGGUAUGGGCGUGGGCCAGCUGGAUACCAUAGACUUGACCGAGGAAGAUAAUGAUGAGUUUAAGUGCUUGCGGGCUAAGGCGCACAUUCUUCUAGCACGAUGGAUGAAUGAAUCCGGAAGAUAUGAUAGUGGCCACUUGCUUAAAGCCUUUUCGACCGCCGCAAAUCAAGGUGCCAUGUUGGAAAGCGCCUACUUCCAUCUCGGCCACUUCCACGAUCAAUGGUUCAAGCAGCUUCCAUCUUCCGAUGAUGAACGAGGUGUCCGCAUGAACUUGCACACAGUCAGAGAAUAUUCGAAGGCGAUGAUGCAUGGCUCGAAAUAUGUCUAUCAAGCAAUUCCUCGAAUACUCACUCUUUGGUUGGACGGCGGUGAAAACUCAAAGAUAACUGCCCAUGCGUUCUAUGCAAAAAUCAAUGGCUGCGUUGCCACAGCGAUUGACUCAAUUCCGGUGUAUAAGGCGAGUCCAUACGACUGGGAAAGGAAGGAUGUGCUUAAAUUGCUACAGUGGUUUGCUGCCUUCCCACAGAUCGUUUCGCGGGUCGGACACUCCAAUCCAAGGGUUUACGUGAUUUUAUCUAAACUCAUAUGCAAGGUCAUUAGGGAGUACCCGCACCAAGCAUUAUGGCUCUUUGCAUCUGUUGUGAAGUCCACCAAGGCUAACCGCGAAGCUCGUGGGCGGACCAUUCUCGAUGCCCUGAAGAACGAUCCGGCCAAUGCAGAAACCCAGCUUCCAAAACUCAUCACGUUGAUCCAUGUCAUGACAGACGAACUGUUGAGGUUAUGUAACUACCCCAUCGAUGACGACCGCAAAACUCUGAGUAUGAGACGCGACUUCCCGAAGCUUGCUGCACUCGGGCGGUCAUCGUUACUCAUCCCACUUCAGGAGUCGCUUACUGUGAAUCUUCCACCCACAUCUUCCACCGAGAAUUCUGUUCAUGUGCCUUUCCCGACCUCUGCACCCACUUUUGAAGAAUUUUCUGAUGAGAUUGAGGUGAUGCGGUCGCUGGCGCGCCCUCGAAAAAUCACUAUCAGAGGAUCAAAUGGGCAGACGUACAUGUUCCUCGGCAAGCCGAAGGAUGAUCUUCGAAAAGACGCACGACUCAUGGACUUCAACGCGAUCAUCAACAAGCUGCUCAAAGCUAACUCAGAAUCGCGAAAGAGGCAACUUCAUAUCCGAACUUAUGGUGUCGUGACGCUCAACGAAGAAUGCGGCUUUAUUCAAUGGGUUCCAAACACCAUACCAAUUCGCCCUGUGCUACUCAAAUACUACGAAGCGAAACGAAUACGUAGCUGGUCCAGCGAACUGGGUGACACCUUCAGGAAAAUUAAGGACGCACAGGACAAGGAAGCAGCUGAACUUUUUGUCACUAAAGUUCUCCCCUCGUUCCCCCCUGUGUUCCACGAAUGGUUUGUCGAGACAUUUCCAGAACCGACGGCGUGGCUCGCGAGCCGCCUUUCCUAUGGAAGGACUGCCGCUGUCAUGUCAAUGGUUGGCUUCAUCUUGGGGCUCGGUGACAGGCAUUGUGAAAACAUUCUCCUUGACACGAACACUGGAGAUCUAGUCCACGUGGACUUCAACUGUCUAUUUGAGAAGGGCAAAACUCUCGAAACGCCGGAACGGGUACCCUUCCGACUUACACAAAACAUGAUUGACGGUCUUGGCGUUACUGGAGCCGAGGGAGUGUUUCGCAUUGCCUGCGAGAUAACCAUGCAGCUUCUCAAAAAUAAUAGGGAUUCACUCAUGAGCGUGUUGGACGCCUUUAUCCACGACCCCCUUGUCGAGUGGGAAGACGAGAAAAGGAAAAUGGAUCGCGACCGGCGGAACGCAGUUAGGUCUUCUACGGACCUGCGGCACUUGGCCAAGAACGCCCUACGUCCGAUUGAACGUAAGCUGAAGGGAGUUUAUUCCCCGUGGAAUGUCAAGUCAAGGGCGUUCGGAGGCACCGGAGACGAAAAGGAGAUUUCGACCGGUAACUUGGUGCAAAUGUUGAUACAGGAAGCCGUUGACGAUGCGAACUUAGCGAAGAUGUAUCCAGGAUGGGCUGCAUGGCACUAA
Molecule: messenger RNA, 5808 nt
Organism: Pisolithus orientalis
Lineage: Eukaryota; Fungi; Basidiomycota; Agaricomycetes; Boletales; Pisolithaceae
Exons: 20
Coding region: 1-5808 (1935 amino acids)
Biological process (GO): DNA damage checkpoint signaling; protein phosphorylation; telomere maintenance
Cellular component (GO): nucleus
Molecular function (GO): protein serine/threonine kinase activity; protein binding
Source: RefSeq, a predicted model, not a curated record